AUGGCGUCGAACGUUGCGGGAGUAGUCAGAGAGGGAUUCGCGCUCUCCGCGGCAAAUAUUUGGAAUAUCAGAGAAAGAGAAAUCGCCGGCUUCUCCUCCCCUGCACCUGGAAACAAUCUUUCGCCGCCGAGUUCUUCUCUCUGCGGCGAAAUGAUUAAGGAAUCUCCAGGUGAGGGAAAAAAGAUGGCUUUAGUCGGAAAAUCCGAGAAAUUCUCAGCGGAUUUCGUCAUGGGAGGUGCUGCAGCCAUUGUUGCGAAAUCCGCAGCUGCUCCAAUCGAAAGGGUGAAGCUUUUACUCCAGAAUCAAGGGGAGAUGAUAAAGACAGGACAUCUCAUAAGACCAUACACUGGCUUGAGCAAUUGCUUCGUUAGAAUCUUCAGAGAAGAAGGCGUUUCAUCUUUCUGGAGAGGAAACCAAGCCAAUGUCAUCCGAUAUUUCCCUACACAGGCUUCCAACUUUGCAUUUAAAGGUUACUUCAAGAACGUUCUCGGAUGUUCCAAAGAGAAAGAUGGUUACUUGAAGUGGUUUGCUGGCAAUGUGGCGUCUGGAAGCGCUGCUGGAGCAACGACUUCUCUGUUUCUGUACCAUCUUGAUUACGCACGGACUCGUUUAGGCACUGAUGCAAAGGAAUGCUCGGUUAAUGGCAGUGGCAAGAGACAGUUUAAAGGGAUGCUUGAUGUGUACCGUAAGACUUUGUCAAGCGAUGGUGUUAGAGGACUUUACCGUGGAUUCGGCGUGUCGAUAUUGGGAAUCACUCUUUACCGAGGAAUGUAUUUUGGGAUGUACGACACGUUUAAACCCAUUGUUCUUGUUGGUUCUUUAGAGGGGAACUUCUUGGCUAGCUUUCUAUUGGGUUGGAGCAUUACUACCUCUGCAGGUGUUAUUGCUUAUCCUUUUGAUACCGUGAGGAGGAGAAUGAUGCUGACAUCAGGACAGCCUGUGAAAUACAGGAACGCCAUUCACGCGUUGAGAGAGAUAACGAAAUCCGAAGGGUUCUAUGCGCUGUAUAGAGGAGUUACUGCGAACAUGCUUCUUGGAGUUGCGGGAGCUGGAGUGCUUGCAGGAUAUGAUCAGCUUCACCGGAUUGCUUGUAAGCAUUGGUCUCAGUAG
Molecule: messenger RNA, 1110 nt
Organism: Microthlaspi erraticum
Lineage: Eukaryota; Viridiplantae; Streptophyta; Magnoliopsida; Brassicales; Brassicaceae
Source: the annotation of a GenBank genome assembly